AUGAACCGAAAGCUGAGAGAAACAGUCAAUCCAGAAAUCAUCAUCAUCAUCAUCGUCAUCAUUAUCAUCAUCAUCAUAGGACUUAAAUACUUCAGUCUCACAUGUGCAGUCUCUUUAUUUUACUUUUUUUUUUUUCCAUCACAGGGCAAACUAAGACCCAGACCCGGAGACCUGAUUGAGAUUUUUCGAAUUGGCUAUGAGCACUGGGCCAUCUAUGUGGAAGAUGACUGUGUGGUCCACCUGGCUCCCCCGAGUGAGGAAUUGGAGGCCGGGAGCAUCACUUCUGUCUUCAGCAGCCGGGCGGUGGUGAAAUACAGUCGCCUGGAGGACGUGUUGCACGGCUGCCCCUGGAAGGUCAACAACAAGCUGGAUGCGACGUACCUGCCGCUGCCCGUGGACAAGAUCAUCCAGCGGACGAAAAAGAUGAUCAACAAGAUCGUGCAGUACAGCCUGAUCGAUGGGAACUGCGAGCACUUCGUCAACGGCCUCAGAUACGGCGUGCCCAGGAGCCAGCAGGUGGAGCACGUGCUGAUGGAAGGUGCCAAGGCUGCAGGAGCAGUGAUUUCGGCCGUGGUGGACAGCAUGAGACCCAAGCCAGCAACUGCCUGAAGGUGCCAAAAACUCCAGGCAGAGGAAGAGCUCCUGAUGUCGGCCAAGGGAAAGGGCCUCCUUUCCUCCCCUGCCUUCCUCUCUCAGUGGCCCCAUGUAAGACAACUGUGGGCUUCCUGAAGAAUCUAGAAUGUACCCAAUUACCCCUCGAGAAAUACAUCCAAUAUAUGUGCUCACAGACCCCUGGACUCUCAGGGUGGGAAGAACCUGGUAUUUAUUACACAUCUGUUAGGCACCAGGCCCUGAGGAAGGCACUUCACAUACUUCAUUUCACUCUCUUUGUAGGAAGGGGCCUUGCUUCUUUCUUAGGCUGAACCUAGUCUAUGAUGCUUGAAGCAUCCUGGAAUCCUCUGCUUGAACAUUCCCAGUAACGAAGAACUCUUUUCAGAAGUUUUGUUUUUUUUUUUCUAACUUGCCCUUUCAGACCACAGUGCGGUUCAAGGGAGGAAGCCUUGAAGAAAAUCUGUAACUCGUUCCUGAGGGUCCCUCUAGGCCUUAUCUAGAAACACUUUCCCAAGAAAUACUUUCAUUUAAAAAUUAUACAUCAGCUUUAUUCUUUAUUGUCUAAAAAACACUCCCAAUUUAAAGUAUAAUCCACAGGACCAUUUAUCUUGCAUUUCUGCCUUAUAAGCACCAAAAAACCUGAAAUUUCUAAUCUCCACUGAAUUUCGGAUGAAUAUUUAAAAUAAUUUAAUCAAUGGACCUCUGUGAAUGAGGGAGAGGAAGGAGCGACUUUUGUGCUUUGAAGAAUGUUGGCAGGACGGAAGACCUCAGAUGACAGCUGGAGAUUGUCAGUGCCAGCCAAGAGCUGAAACCACCCAGGGAAUCCAGGGAAGGGCUCUCAAAAUGCCUGGGACAUAUGAAGAAUGUGGAAAAGAGCAGGAUGGAACCUCCAGAGCGUCUCACGUAAGAUUUGUUAGAUGUCCUGUUUGGAGGAGAUAGACCUGCAGUGAAACCGUUCACUUUCUCCAACUCUGUUCUUUUCUUAGCAGUCCAAACUUGACCGCCUCUUCCUGUUUCCUAGAUGCUGGAGUCUGGUGUGUGUGUGUGUGUGUGUGUAUGUCUUUGAUUGUCUUCCCUCUGCCCUUCCCAACUGGCCUCUCUGCUUUUGCACAGCAGUGACAGGUGCUGGUGGAUCGAGCAUGCACUCAUUUCUGCAAAUCAUGACUAGGGUAAAGCCAUGGCCUCUAGUUCCUGUAAUCACCUUGCCCAACCAGCUCAGAUCACUUGAGUUCCCAAUACCCUUACCUUCAGGGUCUUUAUUCAUUAUACGGUCUAGGUUGAGACUUCCCUUGGAGCAGGACCCAAGCACUAGGAAUUUUUAUUUUAUACAUUUUAGCUUUGAAUUAACUCGGUCAUGUAUUAGUAAACUUUUUGAUCUGAAGAUCGCUUUGAACUCAUAGACCUUAUUAAUCAUUAAUCAAAUGAACCAGGUGUUGUUUUGUUGCUGAAAGAUCAGCCCCCGUCCCGGUCCCUGACAAGCCAAAUAACUCAGAGACCGGGUCUUGGAGCUUAGAAGAGAAGAGGCAGCUUUAUUACUUUGCUGGGCAAAGGGAACUCCCAGCAGGCUAG
Molecule: messenger RNA, 2181 nt
Organism: Vicugna pacos (alpaca)
Lineage: Eukaryota; Metazoa; Chordata; Mammalia; Artiodactyla; Camelidae
Source: RefSeq, a predicted model, not a curated record